Molecule: messenger RNA, 910 nt
Organism: Glycine soja
Lineage: Eukaryota; Viridiplantae; Streptophyta; Magnoliopsida; Fabales; Fabaceae
Exons: 7
Coding region: 6-677 (223 amino acids)
Source: RefSeq, a predicted model, not a curated record
UGGAAAUGGGACCAAACUAUGGAGAUUAUUACUUUCCUGUUGCUUCACCAACUGCUCAAGGCACUAUAACUACUGGUUUGGGCAAUGGUAAUUACCAUCUUACAGCACAGCUGCUUGGAGAGUCUUCUUCAACUGUUCAACUGCCCCCAACUCAGGAAUCAUGUCCACAAGUUGUCAAGCUUCAAAAUCCACUUGGAGCUGCAAAUGGUGCACCACCACCUUUCAGUCCGACGACACAGUGGGCCAAUAAUCCCAAUUUGCAGUUGCCACAUUCUCAACUAUCCACUGGCCUGGGGCCAACCCCGGAGAUGAUGCAGUUCAGAGGAUUAAGCAGUUUCUCUUCUGGUGGAAGGUACUCCAAUGGAUCUCAAUCAAACACUCAAAAGCAGCGAGGACCCAAGGGUAAUAUUCAUCUUAUUCCCAAACUACGUGAAAUGGGAGAAUCAUCAUCAAGCAGGAGUGCUAAGAUGAAAAUGACUUUGCCAGACAACAAUCAGCAAUCAACUGAGCUUCAGCUGGGUACCUUGCUUAAUCCAACUACUCAACGCAAUGGAAACCCUCAGCCGCCAAGGCUUAUGAGAAACUCACUUUAUGAUCCAAUAUUCGAGCAAAUGGGCCUUCCCAUAGAUCCCCAUCUGAGGAUGUUUGUACGUAGGCAGGAAGCGUACACAAUGUAACAUGUAGGAUUUGCGUUGAUCGAAGCAAUGACUUCCUGUUCGCAAGAGAGCUUCCAUAUACAACAUAUUGCUGAGAUUUUAAUAUAGUUUAAUUUUUGUUUUGAUAAUUGGCCAUCGAACUUUGGACAUGGUACAACUUUGACGUAUGUUAGGAGAUUUUAUCAAGACUUCGUAGAGUUGCAUGUUAAUUUUGUGGUUUGAUUUUGUUUGAUUGUUAAAUACUCUUCUGCUCA